CCAAAACCACUCGAUUGCCAACCAGGACGGGAAACAAUCCCAUGGCUUGCUCACUGGGCCCACGGAAGUUCGGCAGGCUGCAGACAUCUGAAGCCAGGAAGGAACUGUCCCGUUUAUUUCUGGACCGACUGUAGGCCUGUUGACGAUAGAAUUCAACACUGCCCAACGGCCGCUCUGCGAAAAUCGAGUCGAGUCGCCCGAGUGAUUCGCAUUGCCCGGUCGGCCCUCGUCUGCGAUCGAUGCCCCUGGCUCGGCGCCCGCUUUCCUCGGCCGUCGCCACCUGGUCCGCACAAUCCCCCAUCUCAUCGUCCUUCGCCACCCCCCCUGGCAUUCCUCCUUCUCGCCCCUUCCUCGCACAUCUGCUUCCCUCGCCUCGCCCAGACCGCGUUUGCCGGCCAUGCCCAAAGACGCUGCCUCCCCCACUCGGUCGCCGACUCGCUCUUCCGCCAGCCCAUAUCCUCCCCGAUCCGAUCCCGGCUCCAGCUCCAGUUCCAGCCCCAAAGCCAAAACCAUGACCGCCGACUCGUCCCUCUCGAUCCAAGACAAGAUUGCUCGUGCCAAGGAGCACAAGGAAGCCGGGAAUGCGGCCUUCAAGGCCGGCGAUAUCCAGAGCGCCCUCAGAAGCUACCAUACGGCCAAUCUGUUCAUCACGGGCCUGGACAGCGGUCGCUAUGGUGCAUUGAUGCCCAACAAGGAGAAGCUCAGCGACGGCUUCCGCGCCGAAAUUGAAGCCAUUCAAGUGUCCUGUCACUCGAAUAUCGCAGCCUGCCAUUUCAAGCGACAAAACUGGACCAAGGUUAUUGCAAGCUGCGACAAGGUUCUGAGCAUGGACGAGAACAAUGCCAAGGCCUACUAUCGACGCGGCGCUGCGCUGCUCAACGAAGGCAACUUGGAUCGAGCCGAAGAAGAUCUCCGGAAGGCGCUGUCGCUGUCGCCCAAGGACUCGGCCGUCGUCCAGGAGCUGCACCGACUACGGGAGGAGCAGAAGAAGGCCGAGGAGAAGCAGAAGAAGGAGUUUGCAGGCAUGUUUGACCGCUCGGUCAAGAUCUGACCGCCCUGGGCCUGCACGUCUUGACAAGGGCAAUCUCGACUCUACCAUCCGCCAAUGACAGGACGAGGUACCCUGAGAUGACCGGGUGCUCGUUGCUGUUUGCAUCACAGGAAUAGAGACGCCCGUCAACCGCUAUCCAUCGUUGCAGCAUGUGGGCCGCCUUGAUCGACCCGAGCAGGUCAUUGUCGACGAUGGAUGCGUGUGUAUUGCCAUUCAAAACG
Messenger RNA from Polychytrium aggregatum, 1272 nucleotides. RefSeq lists its product as uncharacterized. Gene Ontology annotation, molecular function: protein binding. The coding region runs from base 398 to 1051 and encodes 217 amino acids. The transcript has 6 exons. The record is from RefSeq and is a predicted model, not a curated record. NCBI's taxonomy places the organism in Eukaryota, Fungi, Chytridiomycota, Chytridiomycetes, Polychytriales.